AUGUCGAGUCCGACACCACCAGCAAAGAAGCUGAGGACAAGCACAGCUGCCCUCGAGGGGCACAUACACGAUCCUCUUCCAAAGUUCGAUAUGGACGAGAUCUAUGAUACCACACUUGUCAAGAUCAUCGUCGGCAAUGAGAAGUCCGGCAUCAAGACCUUCACAGUGCCGCGCGAGCAAGUCUGUGCGCACUCGAACUACCUCGCAGGCGCGUUGAAAAGAGACUUCAGAGAGGGCAAAGAGAAAACGGUCAAGCUCGAGGACUUCAACCCACGAUCUUUCGCCAUCUUCCUGACCUUCAUCAAUACCUGCAAGAUCGCUCUCUCCUGGCCGAGCACUGGCAUGACAUCCUUUAACCCUUAUGAGCCAACAACACGGGGAUUCGACAUGCUUUUCGGUUGCUAUUUCCUUGCAGAUUACAUCGGCGCUCGAGGGUUUCGACAGCGCAUCUUCGAAACAAUUCAGAUCAAGUUCAUCGAUCACGGAAGGAUGCCUUCGGGCGCCGAGAUUCGAGAAGCCUACGAAAAGACCCCAGAGAACUCCCAACUCCGCAGACUCAUCGUCGAUACCGCGGUUUCGCGUGACGUUCCGAGCUCGGACCCUGUCAGGUUCUAUGGCGAUGAGCCUCCUCCGAUGAAGUUCGUGGCAGAGAUGCAAUUGCGAGCCAGCAAGCACAUCUCCGCUUUGACGUGCUACCACUGUUCUCCUCACACUCCUUGCGACCAUGAAUGCGAGUCGAAAAAGCAUACGAGGGAGGACGCGAUUUCGGACGGGGUCUCGAUGUGGUGCGAUUAUCACGAGCAUGACACUGAAGAAGAGAAGGAGUUGUGUAAGUGGAGAGCUAGGGCCCUGCAGGAGCGUAUCGAUCAGGAGGCGAGAGACUACCAGGGAGAAGGAGACGACGAUGAUGAGGACUUAUAG
This is a messenger RNA of Cercospora beticola, 921 nucleotides long. Its product is annotated as BTB/POZ domain-containing protein. NCBI's taxonomy places the organism in Eukaryota, Fungi, Ascomycota, Dothideomycetes, Mycosphaerellales, Mycosphaerellaceae. Gene Ontology annotation, molecular function: protein binding. The record is from RefSeq and is a predicted model, not a curated record.